GCUCCAAUCCUCCCUGGGGUUUGCAGUGUCUUUACAGCUCUGGCCACAUCUGCUGCCUGCCUGGGAAGGUGUCUGCACACCCCACCUGCCCCACCGGCUCUGGGACACACUCACCUGCAUCCAGCCACGGCUCAUGGUCUGUCCUUGUGCCCUGGGAACAUCCAGCUGGGAUCGGCGCUAUCCCAGGCCAGGGCUUGCAUGGAAAAGAGCUCUAGGGCCAGCAGACGUCAACAGGGGAGGGGAUGGGGUAACCUCCCCCAGCCUGGGCACUGGCAUCUGUCCCAGCACACCCAGCCCCACUGCCACCCCAGCUCUGUGCCCCCAGCACUGCCCUGCAGUGCUCCACUGCACAAACACAGCUAUCACAGCCCAAGCACCCCAGAGUGCUUUUGACAGCUUGUUCCCAUGUCUGCACUUGCAUGGGAAAUGAUAGGUGCCAGGUUUGGCCAGGUCCCCACAGCAGGGACUUUACCCUGCCCAGUUACAAGCCACGCAGCUCCUGGCUGCUAUAAAGCUGGUGGCCUCAGUGGCACAGCCGAGUCCUCCCAGGAUGGCGUUUCUGUGGGUAGUUGCCUGCCUGGCCCUUGCCAGCACGGUCUCAGGCUGUGGGGAGCCCAGCAUCAGCCCCUUGCUCCACCACACCGAGAGGAUCAUCAAUGGGCAGAAUGCAGUGCCUGGAUCAUGGCCCUGGCAGGUCUCCCUGCAGAACCGCUUCGGAUCCCACUUCUGUGGUGGCUCCUUAAUCAACGAGAACUGGGUUGUCACCGCUGCCCACUGCGAAUUCAAGCCACUCUUCCAUGUCGUCGUCCUCGGGGGAUAUGACCGCACCUCCAGGGCUGACUCUGUUCAAGUGAAGAAUGUGGUCAGGGUCGUCACGAAUCCCAACUGGAACCCGUACACCCUGAGCAAUGACAUCGCCCUGCUGAAGCUCGCCUCACCUGCCAAGCUGGGACCCCGUGUGUCCCCUGUCUGCCUGCCCCCCCCUGACCUGCAUCUGCCCGACAACCUCCAGUGUGUCACCACCGGCUGGGGACGCACCAGUGUCAACUCCUACGUGCUGGCAGAGAGCCUACAGCAGGUAUCCCUGCCCUUGAUCUCCUCCAGCGAGUGUGCAGAGUACUGGGGAAGCAAGAUCACCAGCUCCAUGGUCUGUGCUGGUGGCGUCGGUGCCUCAUCCUGCCAGGGUGACUCUGGUGGACCUCUGGUAUACCAGGAUGGGAGCCUCUGGACCUUAAUUGGCAUUGUCUCCUGGGGCAGCAGCAACUGCAAUGUCAACACACCAGCUGCCUACACCCGUGUAAGCCACUUCCGAAACUGGAUCAACAACGUUAUUCAAGCUUAGAGCCGGUGGUGGAUGGAUCCCGUCACUGGUGGCUGCUCCCAGCACAGGGAGCUCAGCAGGGCUGGGAGCAAAGCAAUCCGCUUUGGAAUAAAGCGUCAGCAUUCUCCAGCACUGCCUCUGGCUCCUUUCCUCUCAUGAUGCAGACCACAGGGAGCCUGGGAUACCCUCUGCUCCUCUCCUGAAGCUCAACACUUCUCAGAGCUGGAGCUUGGUGACACCUGGGACCUGCUGGAAAGGGGGGAAGCCAGGACACGAUGCCCAGGCAGAGGGGGAGCAGGGCUGGAUGCAGCUCAAGGGCUGCUCAUGGCAGCACCAGCCCAGAGACCACCCCAGCACUGAGGGUGGGUGAAGUGCCUGUGAUGGUUCUUCACUGAUCCAGGCGCAGGGUCUCCAGCACCACACAGUCCUACCAGGAAAGGGCCUGUGGAGCUACAGCUCCUCUUGCCACGGGAGGUGGGUGCUGGUGUGUGCACAAGGUCUUAAAAGUUCCCUGCUUGCUAUUUAGACCCAUAAUUUACAUGGGAACACACACCAAGGGAAACCUGGUUCCUGGCAGCUCAAAAUAGAGCUGGUCCAGAAGAGCA
Messenger RNA from Pezoporus flaviventris, 1926 nucleotides. It is a transcript of the gene CTRL, whose product is annotated as chymotrypsin like. NCBI's taxonomy places the organism in Eukaryota, Metazoa, Chordata, Aves, Psittaciformes, Psittacidae. Gene Ontology annotation, biological process: proteolysis. Bases 551 to 1342 code for a protein of 263 amino acids. The transcript has 7 exons. Gene Ontology annotation, molecular function: serine-type endopeptidase activity. The record is from RefSeq and is a predicted model, not a curated record.